CCUGUUGCCCUGGUGACGAGUGGCCCUGCCUCUUGGCGAAGGGCGUGGCUGGGGCUGCUAAACUGCAUCGGCGUUUUUCCAGCCACUGGACCCUAGGUAUCUCGGGCAGAACGGCUGCUCCCCGCACAAAAGGGACGACUGGCCUUGCCAAAGGACUCGGGGCGAGGCGAGGGCCUGGCCGGGGGGUAACGGUGACGUGCUGAGAGGGAAAAGAGAUCGCAGACGGGGAGCCCUCUGCGGGAAGCGAGCCUGCGUGGAAAGGCCGCGCGCCAGAAAAUGAGCUCCAUCCCACACUGCCGUGCCCAGAAAAAUUAUUUUACAGCCUACCUACAUAAAGAAAUUUCGAACCAAAUACUGGAAGAGAUGUCAGAAGAUUCAGAAAAGGAAGACUAUUCAGACAGAACAAUCAGUGAUGAAGAUGAAUCAGAUGAGGAUACCUUGAUGAAAUUUUUAAGUGAAGAUAUCCAUCAGUGUGCACUUUUAACAGCCAACUCUAUUAGUCACCCAUUUUUCCCCCGGACUACACAGAUACUAUUGGAAUAUCAACUAGGCAGAUGGGUGCCACGUCUUCGUGAACCACGAGAUUUAUAUGGUGUCUCUUCCUCUGGUCCGCUGAGUCCAACACGGUGGCCGUACAACUUUGAGGUCAUUGAUGAAAAAGUCCAGCAUAUUGCCAUCCUUACAGGUGUGAGAUGAUAUCUCACUGUGGCUUUGAUUUACAUUUCCCUGAAGAUUAGUGAUGUUGAUAGUACAAUCCUGAUCAAAAUCCCAAGGGCAUUUUUUACAGAAACAGAAAAACAGCUCUAAAAUUUAGCUGGAACCACAAAAGAUCACAAAUAGCCAAAUCAGUCUUAAGAAAGAACAAAGCUGGAUGCAUCACACUUUCUGAUUUCAAAAUAUAUUACAAAGAUACAGCAAUUGAAGUAUGGUACUGGCAUAAAGACAGGCAUAUAGGCCAAUGGAACAGAAUAGAGAGCCCAGAAAUAAAUCCACACAUAUACUGUCAACUGAUCUUUGACAAGAGUGCCUAAAAUAUACAAUGGGGAAAGGAUAGUCUCUUCAACAAAUGUUGUUGAGAAAAUUAGAUAUCCACAUGCAAAAGAAUGAAAUUGAACCCUUAUCUUAUACCAUACAAAAAUAUCAACUCAAAAUGGAUUAAAGACUUAAACAUAAGACCUGAAACUGUAAAACCCCUAGAAGAAAACAUAGGGGAAAAGCUUCAUAACAUUGUUCUUGGCAGUGAUAUCAUGGAUAUGAUACCAAAAGCACAAGCAACAAAAGCAAAAAUAGACAAGUGGGACUACAUCAAACUAAAAAGCUUGUGCAGAGCAAAAGAAACAGUUAACGCAGUGAUGAGACAACCUAUGGAAUGGAAAAAAUGUUUGCAAACCAUAUACCUGAUAAGGGGUCAAUCUCUAAUAUAUAUAAGGAAUUUGUAUAAUUCAAUAGGAAACAAACUAAUAACCAGAUUGAAAAAUGGGCUAAGGACUUGACUAGACGUUUCUCCAAAGAAGACAUACAAACGGCCAACAGGUACAUAUAUUGACUUUUCAUGUGAACUGAUAAAAUCCUUUUGCCCAUUUUGUUGUUGGUUGUACUUUUUGUUUUCUUCUUGAUCUGUAACUGCUCUCUGUAUAUUGAGGAGCUUGGCUUACUAUGUGGUAUAUGUUGUCUACUUUUUUUUCUGUUUGUCAUUUACCUUUUAUCUUUAUCAUGCAGAUAUUUUUAAUUUUUAUGUAAUCACUUGUUUUUCUAUGGCUUUGGGGUUUUGAAAUUCUCAUGUUUCUCUUAACCCUUUUCAAGUUGUAUCUUCUGUGAUUAAAUUUUUUAUCCAUCAAGAAUCCAUUUUGAUGCAAGAAGUGAGCUCUCAAUCCAGUUCUGGUAACUGUCUAUCCAAUUUUUCUAAAAAAAAUUAUUAAAUAAGUUAUUUUUUGUCUACUGAUUGAAAAUGCCACAAUUAUUAUAUACUAAACUCCUAGGUCUAAUUUUGAAUUGUAUUCUAUUAACCUGUCUAUUUAUAUGAUGACUCAAACCCUUUAUUACUAUAGCUUUAAAACUGUAAAUUUUGUUAUAUGGUAAACUUAGUUCCCCAUCAUUCUUUUUUUCUUUUUUUUUAACUUUCCAAUUUCUUGGCUACUUUUAUCUAGUUGUAGUUCAAUAUGGAAUUUAAAAUAAGCUUUCCUUCUUGUCCACAAAUUAAUACUGGUAACUUUAUUGUGAUCACAUUACAUUUAUGGAUUAAUUUAAGGAAGAGUGACAUCUUUACAAUAUUGUAUCUGCCUAGCCAAGAACAAGGUAUGUCUCACUACUUAUUCUAGUUUUUGUUUAUCUCCCUUAGUUUUAAAUUUUUCUCUGCACCUUUUCUAAGUUUUAUUGUUAGGUAUUUUAUUUUGUUGCUAUUUUAAAUAGAAGUUUUAUUACAUAUUAUUUUCUUAACUUGUUUUGUAGAGGAAAGUUAUUAAGUUUUGUGUAUUAAUUUUGGAACUACCCACCUCUUGUUCUAAUUUUUAAAUUAUUGUAUAUGUACUAGUUAUACAAUUAUAUCAUCUAGUAGUAAUGUAAUUAAAUCUCCUCGUUUCCAAUUUUUAAUACCUCAUACUUCUUUUUCUUGACUGAAUGCAUUGACUGGUACUUUCAAAAAAUAUUUAAUAGUUUUGUAUUCAUCUUGUUUCUUGCUUUAAUGGGAAUACUUUUAGUGUUUCCCCUCUAAGCAAACUAUUGACUUCUGGUUUGAAAUAAAUGUGCUUUUGAUUCUAUUAAGGAAGUAUCCAUUUAUGUUACAUUAUUAAGAAACUUGUCCAGGAAUAUUUACUAAAUUUUACUAGAUGCCUUUUCAACAUCUAUGGAGAGAAAGGGUUAUAAUGUUCUCAUUUGAGGUAUUCCUUUGGUGAAUUAUACUAGUAGGUUCCUUAAUGUUGAAACAGCAGUAUAUUAUUGGAAUGAAUGGCAAUUAGUCACUCUGUAUUAUUUUUAGUAUGUUGUUGAAUUCUGCUUGCUAAUAUUUUAUACAAGACUUUUGCUUUAAUAUUCAUAAAUAAGAUAAACUUAUAAUUUUCUAGCUUUUAUACUUCUUUAGGUUUUAGUAUUGAUAUUAUCCAGAAUUCUUUCACUAUGUUGUAAAACUGUUUAAGUAAUACUGUAAUUACCUAUUCUUUUAAAGUUUGAUAGAAUUCCCCUAAAAUGGUCUGGACAUACUUGUUAUUGUGUUUUAGAGAUACAGAGAAUAUUUUUAUUGUAAAUCUCCUGUUUCUUCUUUGUUAGUUCUGUUUAGGUUUUCUAUCUAUUCCAGGGACAGUUUUGGUUAUUUGUAUUUUGCUUGAAAAAUAAUGCUUUUCAUGUAUAAUUUUUAUUUCACUUAUAUAGAUUUAUUCAAAGUAUUCUCUUGUAAUUGUUAUAAUUUCCUUUGAAUAUAUGAGAUUUUUUCCCUCUGUUCUCAUGUUUAACGUUAAGUAUUUGUGCAUUCUUGUUUUCUUCUCUCCUCAUUACGUUAGUGAGAUUUAUCUUGUUAGUUUCUUCAAAGAAUCAGUGUUUGAAUAUAUUUGUUCUGUUAUGCUGUUUUCUAAUUCAUUAA
Molecule: messenger RNA, 3571 nt
Organism: Diceros bicornis minor
Lineage: Eukaryota; Metazoa; Chordata; Mammalia; Perissodactyla; Rhinocerotidae
Gene: AGBL3
Product: AGBL carboxypeptidase 3
Exons: 5
Coding region: 277-696 (139 amino acids)
Biological process (GO): proteolysis
Molecular function (GO): zinc ion binding; metallocarboxypeptidase activity
Source: RefSeq, a predicted model, not a curated record